This is a messenger RNA of Plasmodium knowlesi strain H, 6894 nucleotides long. RefSeq names its product conserved Plasmodium protein, unknown function. The record is from RefSeq and is a predicted model, not a curated record. Bases 1 to 6894 code for a protein of 2297 amino acids. The transcript has a single exon. Lineage: Eukaryota; Apicomplexa; Aconoidasida; Haemosporida; Plasmodiidae.
AUGUUUUUUUCUGUGGAGAAGGAGGAAAAUUCGGAAGGUAUGACAAAAUGUAAGCUGGAAGAUGAGGAAGUCAGUCCACAUUCGGAUGUGGCGGGUAGAGACAUGAAAGGAAUAUUGAAUGAUCAUCUCAUCAAACAAAACAACAACAUAACGGAGAAAGAAACUAUGAUAAUGAGAAUUAAGGAACAUGAUGAAAACACAUCCAAUGAUCAAAAUCAAAGAAAAGAAAAGGUUGAAGCACCAAUGCAGUACACCAUAAAUAUGCUGGACGAAUUCGUCUCCAAGACGAGUGAAUAUUCGAAGAUGCUUCUGAGCCAUUUUAAUGAAGAGAAUUUUCAGGUCGUAGGAAAGGGUAAAAGUACAAAUUUGCUGGAAGAACAAACCUGUAUUGGCCAAAUGGAAGGCAAAAAAAGUAAUCAGUAUGAAGAAGACAAUCAUAUGCUCCAAAAUCGAGAGAAGGAAAAUAUUAUGACAGAGUUCCACAGAACUAUGUUCCUCCCAGGAUAUAACGAGAAUGAUACGAAGAAUGAUUGUUACAUGAGCAGUUGUAAGGAGGAGAUAUUCAAUGAGUCGAAUAAUGUCUACUCGUGUUACUCAAGCCACGCGUUUGAUAAUCUAAACAAUACGGCAACAUACAAGGGAGAGAAUCAACCUGGACAAACAUGUGGACAUGAUGAUCUAAAUAGUGGAAAGGAUCAAAAUGGAAUGCUUUCUUAUACGGAAAGUAAUGAAGAGAACGUUAAGGAUGAAGGCAAACCCACUGAUGAGGAAUCCAAAGGGGAAAGGUACUCUUCAUAUAGCACUGGGAAAAGUAACUCCUAUGAUUAUAUUCAGAAAUAUUCUGACGAGGAAAUGAGUGAAGAUGGAAUGAAGGAAACUUUCGGCAAAGACGCAAAGGAGGAAGAACCUGGAAAAGGUCAAGUGAAGAACGAAAAAAAUCAACAUCAAAUGAGUAACACAAUUGGAAAACCAGCAUUAAGUAACAAAUCGCUGGAGGAGCUGAACUACAGUAACAGGAAAUCUCACUCCCCCUCGUUGAUAGAGAAGGGAAGCCUGCUAGACAUCUCGUCCAUAGCGGACGAGGCGAGGAAGAGGGUAUAUGCUGAGUUGGGUUAUAACGUAAGCGAUGUAGACAAUUUGUGCGUACCCCUCAAGGGGAAGAACACAGAGAAGGACGUGACGAAUAUGACUGACGUGGCAGACGCGGCAAAAGUGGCAAACGCAGCAAACGUGGAAAACGUGGAAAACGCGGCAAACGUGGAAGGCGUUUCUAGUGAGGAAUCCAGGAAGACUUCCAUGGAAAACGAGAGCAAAACGGAUGAAGCAUUCCAGUUGCCCCACGUGGGAAGUAACCCAGGAAGCGACACCUGCAGUGAGAGCGGCGGAAGCAGUAGGAAUGACUCCGCAGAGUUGGAGAAAAUAUUUACCAAGUACAAAUUUGAGGUCUCACAUGUGUCCAAGUAUUUUGAUUUUGAGAAGAACGAGCAGAAGGAAAGUGCCAUAGCGUUGGACCAAGCGAUGAGUCAAGUGGUGGAAGAUGGUCAUGCCCAUCCUCAGAGCGAAGACGAAACGCACCCAUUUAACAUGGAGGCGUUGAAAAAAACAUCCUCUAUGAACUUCUCCUUUGAGGAUGAAUCCGUUAACCUGGAUGUGUACGCAACCAACUACAUAACGGAGGAUGUACUCAAGGGCGUGCUAAACGUCGAAGAAGAAAAAAUCAUUUUUGAAACAUUUAAGAAUGCCUCCUCAGACGUGAAUUACGAAAUUAGUUUGUCCAAUGUGGAACUGCUAUACAACGCUAUUUUGCGUCAUCGUAAUGGUAGUGCAAAGGAAGAAACUAUGGUGGACUGCUCGAACAACUCGGAGGGAAAAAACCUGGAUAACAAGUCCAGUAUCAACGAGAAGAAUGAAGAAGAGAAAUAUAUAACCCUUGCUGAUAUAAAAUCAUACAUCAUAGAGAGAAACGAAAAAAAUAGUAACUACUUUAACGAAAUGAUCAAGAUGAUUGUCCAUUUUAACAACAUAGUGUUACUAAUGAGGAGUAACAACAAUUUGGAAGUGGAAGACAAACUACUUUUUGAACUGUUGUCUUUAAAAUUCGCAUCCUUAUUUAACGAUAUUCUGCAUGUACAGAACAAUUUCGAUAACCUCAUUAAACACAUAAACGAAAUUAUUAAACUUAUUCUAGUAGAGGAAGACUCCAAGAAGAGAAGCUUGAAGGAUAUUAUAUCGGGUUACUUAAGUAGCCAGAAAAUUUUGGUUCAAAGAAAUGAGAUUCUCUCACAGAUGAGCGGCACGCAGCACACGGAAGGGGGUGACGGCGCUGCGGAAAAUGCUGUAGAAGUGUUGGAAAAAUGUGUAAGCUCCACAGCAGGUAUAGAUGUAGCGGAAAAAGCUUCCGCAAAUGGCGACACCUCGAAUAACCAGAAAAGGGAGCUGAGUAGCACUCCAUCCACGGAUGCACAGAAAAAUGCUUUUUCACAAGUGAAAAUAGAAGAGAAGGAUUCCACCAGGAUGGACAAAGAGGGGGACAGCACAUCAGCAAUGAAGUUGAUAGAUGGAGAAAACAACACUCGUAAUUUGACAAAGGAUAUUAUAAUGGGUGAAAUAAAGAACAACAAGAAGGAAGGAACGAGUAACCAGGAAGCAAAGAAACAUUCGACUGCUUGCGUCAAACGGAAGAGCAAAAGGUUCGGUACGCCUUUCCACAAGGAGAUGGCUCAUUCAAGCGGCAGCAGCGCUAUGAGCGGCAGCAAUGGAGUCAACGGAAACACUAGAGAUGCUAAUACAAAUGGAAGUGACAAGAAAUCCCACACGAAGUUAACACAGCCGGAAGAAAAAUCAGGCGCAUGCAAAAACUCCAAACUGAAGGACUCGAUGGUGAAAAAGACACUUCAAAAACAGGAAGGCACAAAAGGGUUAAACAAAAGUGAAGAAGAAUAUGGAAAAAGUAAAAAAGUUAAUAAAACGAAAAAAACGAAAAAGUUGAACAAAGGAGAAACAGCGGAUGAGAAAAAUUCCGGCGACCUAACCGACGGAAAGAAAAAAAAUGAAGUAGCAAAAAAUUUGAGGCAGAAAAAAGCAGUGGAAGUGUCCAAGAUGGUAGAAGAAAAAACACCCGCCGAUGUUAAAAAGGUGGGAACCAGUGAGAAAGACCAAACGGGGCAGACGGGACAGACGGGACAGACGGGACAAACGGAACAAAAGGAUGGAGAGCAAAUUAAGGCGAAAAGCAAAAUUUUCUGGCCAAAUAAUUUUAGCAUUAAAAGGGAAAAUAUGGACGAGGGAAAAAAUAAGAAAGUGGACUCCAGGGCAACCCUCAAUUUUAACUAUCCCACGUAUAGCAGGGACGGCAACAUACAUACCGUUGAAAGUUAUAUGAAGAGGUACGGUUCCACAAGCACUGCAGUCGCAACCGCAGCAGCAGCAGGUGUGGUUGAAGCUACCGCACGUUUGGCGAAGGCACAUUUAGUGCAGCAAGGUAAAGGCACCCCCCAGGUUAGGUGUCUGCACAAGAAGGGGAUCCCAGGAAUGCCCAGUUUAAGUAGUGCCCACAUGCACAGCGUCAGCGUGAAUAGUGCACUUGCGAAUAGCGCACAUGUGAAGAACACCUAUGGGAUAACAAACAUACCAGAGGGCAUGGCUCCCUACGAGGUUAAGACGCAAGACAGGGCGUCCAUGACGAAUCUGCCGAACCUUAAGAACACUUAUAAAAUGCGAAUGACGAAGUCACCCAUAGGAUUCCACCCAGUGCGCGAAAUGAAAUCGGAAAAUUAUUUGUGGAGGGAAGUACAGGGAAAGGGUUCCGGCCAGAAUCACAGUUACGAUUUUAUUUAUAAUUACAGCGGACAGUUGGCCCAAGUGAAAAACAGAAAUGGUACCCUACCCACCGAAAGUGGGAAAGUUGCGGAGGCUGAUCCCGUGACCAAUCCGGCGGCUGGUGUGCAACUCCCUCAGGAUAAAACCAAUACAGCCAACAUCCCCGUGGUAAACCUGACCACAGGAAGCAACCAACUGUGGGGGCACCAAAAGGCGCAGGUCGGAGUUUCGAAAGAUGGCACUCCGCUUGAAAAACCUAAGGUUAAUUUGGGAGAAGCGGAGGAAAAACAUGCCCUGGGGAUGACCCCGGUGGAACAGGUGAACCAACUUAAAAAGGAAAGCAAAAAUAGCAAUGAUGGAAAGACAUUCCAGCGUUGCGAAAAUGACUCCCUCAAGGAGAAAAGCGCUAACUCCGUUAAUGCAACUAACUCCACUAACCACGGGGAUGAAAAUCCCUCGGUUUUACAAUGCAAACUUGUGGACAACAAACGUACCAGCAACAUGAACAUGAACCACUUUCGAAGGCAAACCCCCUUUACGGAUAAAAGAUACAGCAAUGGGUACAACAAAAUAAUAAAUACCAAUGUGUACUCAGGAUUUAAAAGAAAUAUGAAAAGUUUUACGGAAACGAAUAAUGGCUUCCUGCAUGCACAAGGUUCUAACGACGCCAGCAAAUAUGCUAACGUGAAGAGCAAUGAAAACUUGGGGCACAUAAACCAGGGAGCCAAAACAAAAGACAACCGGGAUGUGGCCAAGGCCAACAAUUUGGAGAGCAAUUUGAAAAACCUAACCAACUUUAAGAAGCUAGCCAAUUUGAAAAAUUUAAUAAACUUGGGAAACGGGAUCAGCGAAAGGAAGCUUCCCCCAGGGGAUGAAACGAAUGAGAACAAAGUCAUCGAAACCAAGUCAGCAUACAACAGAUUUACCGAAAUUGUGACAAAUAGAAUAAAGAACUUCACCCUCCGAAAUAGUAAAUCAGUUAGAUGUACCACGACUAAUGAAAGGAUACCUACAUGCAACGCCAGCGAUGAGGGGAAGAAGGAAAAAAGUGGCGAAUUGAAGGAGGCGGGUAACAAAGAAGCAAACAGUAACACCAAGGAAGUGCAUGGAAACACACAAAGCUAUGAAAGCUGUUUCGCGAACGAGAAUAGCAACUACCUCUGUGAUAAUAAAAAGGGCGGAAGCAUCGUGAGCAACUUAAUGGGACAGAUAAAUUUUUUCCAAAGAAAAUGCGCGUCUGGGAUGGGGGACGCGAAUGAAGAGGAGGCGAGUCAGUCAGGCCAGGCUAGUAAGAUGCAGGAAAGCAUGCACGAAGUAGAUCAAAGUAGGGGAAUUGCAAAACAGAACAGUGGUAGCGCAAAAACGGAAGAGGGAGAAAGAAAGUCAUCAGAUACGGACUCAAGCAACAAUCCACCUCAGCAGAAGGAUAGCGACGAAGAUAAGAGCAGAGACAACUCCAUUGACAAAGUUAGGAAUUAUUUGUGCAAAACGAAAACGCAAGAUGUAGGAAAAAAAAGGGUCAAUAGCAUGUUUACUAGAAAAUCUCACGUGUUGGGUGCAGCCAGUGGAGGAAUUGGCGGCGUACAAGGAGGAGCCCCUCUGAAUAGCCGCACGGCUAACUACCCCGUUGCUCAUCUGAGUAACUAUGCAAGUGUCCACCUGAAGCAUCCCAGCGGAAUGCCAAACUGGAAGAACAGCACAAAUGGGGGUAUAAGAGGCACUAAAUUUUACAGCGAAAUUUCGAAGGAUCAAGGGCAAACGGGUAGCAAUGUUGCAUUUGCACAUAACAGGAAUGUUAAAACUGUGGAGGGAUCACACAAGACAAAUUACAAUUUUAGAGCGGGUUCCGCAACGCCUACUCAUCACGCAGCCCGAUCAUCGUACGAGGCAUUCGCGCAAAAUGGACCACUCCUACAGAUGGGCACGAAAAAAACCAACUCACACUUCGUACAGCACAACCAUCCCAGUGGGGAAUUCCUUUUCCCGUUCCAAAAGAGAAACAGUACCUUACACAAUCCCAUGUCUAUUGGCAAAUUUCAAGAGCAUCAAAAGGUGGCAAAUUCUGUAGAGAUGGGAAAGGACUUACUCAACAUGUGCGAAGUGAAUGCGAAGCAACACAUUUCCUUCACGAACGACAACAGGUGUCUUUUUAGGAGCGAGCAAAUGAACCAAACAGGGCACCACUCUAGGAAGGCAGAUGUCAGUUAUGAAAUGAGCAAAAUAGAACAGCACAAUAAUAGUAAGGGGACAUUUAUUAACCCCUUUGUCGAAGCAGAACCCAUUAUGAAGGGUAUGGGUUCUAUACAUCUGAGUAACAAUACGUUGGUAGGAAAUCAGAACGUGGGGUAUCGGGACAGCAAUUACCCCUUUUUUAAAGAGAAGCAAACCUCCCUACAGGAGAAGAGCAAUAGCAAUGCCCCAAUGGGUAGUUUUAACUUACAUAACUCCCGGGAAAAGCUCAACCGAAACUGCGUACUCAAGACUGCUUCUAUGAAUGAAAAUUGCGCGUUGAAGUCUUCCGGUCAGGGGUGGAUAAGCAAUGCGUAUCAAAUGGGAGCCAACUAUAUGCAACCAAGGGGGGUGAAUUACGCGCCACAUAGUGGUACCACCUGCAUACCCAAUACAAGGAUACACUUGAUUCCAAAGAACCCCACACAAUACACUCCACAAAAUAUCUCGGCAAACCAUUUCAACCCAGCCAACCUGUGGAAUCCCCAAUGUUUCGCGAAAGAAGCCAUGCCCCUACAGAAGAACGACGGAAACGUCUCCGUGGUUCCCAACUUUUUAAACGCAUACCAUAAGGGUACCCCCUCGAAUGACAUGCACAACGUACAUUCCACCAUUGAUGAAAGUAACUUAUCUAUUGAACAAUUGAUGAAAAUUCCAGGUGUCCAAUUAGGGAAGAAUUACAUACAAGACAUAGAUAUCUGUUCAGACUGGCUAAAAUUUAACGACUACGACAAGGAGGUAAUAAAGCAGUCCCUAAUGAAUAGCUUCGAAAAUAACAACUACAAAAGUUAUAUGGACUCUACGCAAUUUACCAAGGGGAUAUUUCCCGCAGUGAAGCAGGUGUAA